CUCCUCCACCUCUCCUCUUUGGGCAGAGAGGGUUGUGGCGGCGGCUGGAGAAAGCGGCGGCGGAGGAUGGAGGAAGGAGGCGGCGGCGUGCGGAAUCUGGUCCCCGGCGGGCCGGUGUUACUGGUCCUCUGCGGCCUCCUGGAGGCGUCCGGCGGCGGCCGAGCUCUCCCUCCGCUCACCGAUGACAUCCCUUUCCGAGUCAACUGGCCCGGCACCGAGUUCUCUCUGCCUGCCACUGGAGUUUUAUAUAAAGAAGAUAAUUAUGUUAUCAUGACAACUGCACAUAAAGAAAAAUAUAAAUGUAUACUUCCCCUUGUGACAAGUGGGGAUGAGGAAGAAGAAAAGGAUUAUAAAGGCCCUAAUCCAAGAGAGCUUUUGGAACCACUGUUUAAACAAAGCAGUUGCUCCUACAGAAUUGAGUCGUAUUGGACUUACGAAGUAUGUCAUGGAAAACACAUUCGGCAGUAUCAUGAAGAGAAAGAAACUGGUCAGAAGAUAAAUAUUCAUGAAUACUACCUUGGGAAUAUGUUGGCUAAGAACCUUCUAUUUGAAAAAGAACGAGAAGCAGAAGAAAAGGAAAAAUCAAAUGAGAUUCCCACUAAAAAUAUCGAAGGUCAGAUGACACCAUACUAUCCAGUGGGAAUGGGAAAUGGUACACCUUGUAGUUUGAAACAGAACCGGCCCAGAUCAAGUACUGUGAUGUACAUAUGUCAUCCUGAAUCUAAGCAUGAAAUUCUUUCAGUAGCUGAAGUUACAACUUGUGAAUAUGAAGUUGUCAUUUUGACACCACUCUUGUGCAGUCAUCCUAAAUAUAGGUUCAGAGCAUCUCCUGUGAAUGACAUAUUUUGCCAAUCAAUGCCAGGAUCACCUUUUAAGCCCCUCACCCUGAGGCAGUUGGAGCAGCAGGAAGAAAUACUAAGGGUACCUUUUAGGAGAAGUAAAGAGGAAGAUUUGCAAUCAACUAAAGAAGAGAGAUUUCCAGCAAUCCACAAACCCAUUGCUAUUGGCUCUCAGCCAUUACUCACUGUUGGAACAACCCACAUAUCCAAGUUGACAGAUGACCAACUCAUAAAAGAGUUCCUUAGUGGUUCUUACUGCUUUCACGGGGGUGUUGGUUGGUGGAAAUAUGAAUUCUGCUAUGGCAAACAUGUACAUCAAUACCAUGAGGACAAGGAUAGUGGGAAAACCUCAGUGGUUGUGGGAACAUGGAACCAAGAAGAACAUAUUGAAUGGGCUAAGAAGAAUGCUGCUAGAGCUUAUCAUCUUCAAGACGAUGGUACCCAGACAGUCAGGAUGGUGUCACAUUUUUAUGGAAAUGGAGAUAUUUGUGAUAUAACUGACAAACCAAGACAAGUGACUGUAAAACUAAAGUGUAAAGAAUCAGAUUCUCCUCAUGCUGUUACUGUAUAUAUGCUAGAGCCUCAUUCCUGUCAGUAUAUUCUUGGGGUUGAAUCUCCAGUGAUCUGCAAAAUCUUAGAUACAGCAGAUGAAAAUGGACUUCUGUCUCUUCCCAACUAAAGGAUAUUAAAGUUGGGAGAAAGGAAAGUUCUCAGCCAUUGAACCUCAUCCGAAGGGCCCUAUAAAAGGACUCUCAACCACUUUGUGAAUAUAUAUGUAUAUAUAAGAGGUUAUUGAUAAACUUCUAAGGCAAACAUUUGUCUCACUUUUUUUUAUUUUUCUGUUGUGUCUUACGAACUGAUUGUGUUUUUUCCUUGCUUGGAUAAUGUGAUUCCAAAAUAAAUCUCAUCCAAGCAAGUUAGAGUUCAGACUAACCAAAUGUCAUAAUCACUGUACCUAUUAAAAGUUUUAAAAUAAUAUUAUGUAAAUUAUAAUAUAUAUACAUAUAUAUAUAUAUAACUAGCUAAUGAAGUAAAGAUAAUGAAGAAAGAAACUGGUAGGUUGUUUAAAUGAGAGACCAUGUAAAAUAUGUAAAUUCUAGUGCCUGAAAUCCUUUCAAGAAAUUUUUAUCUACCAACUGCGCUCUCUACCAGACAUUAAACUAGAAACUGGGGACAUCA
Messenger RNA from Carlito syrichta (Philippine tarsier), 2018 nucleotides. RefSeq names its product endoplasmic reticulum lectin 1 (gene ERLEC1). Gene Ontology annotation, cellular component: endoplasmic reticulum lumen. The transcript has 14 exons. The record is from RefSeq and is a predicted model, not a curated record. Lineage: Eukaryota; Metazoa; Chordata; Mammalia; Primates; Tarsiidae. The coding region runs from base 67 to 1518 and encodes 483 amino acids. Gene Ontology annotation, biological process: retrograde protein transport, ER to cytosol; endoplasmic reticulum unfolded protein response.